AGUAUACACCAGGAUCUAGAAGCUGGAUUUUAAACACAUCUCUCUCCCUAGAAUUUCAGGGAGUUCUGUUAUGAUCCGUUGUAACUAACAAUUUGCUUCAAGUUUGUUCUUUAAGUGAACAUGCUAAGAAUUCAUAUAUGUUCUGGAUGUGCGGGGAUUAAAAGGAUUUAAGAGAUCAUGGUGUGCAUAUUCUAGGAUAAAUAGGAUUUCCAGUCCCUGGAUGAAGUCCUUAGGAAGUCUUUAAAUGCCAUUCUCAACCGCCAUUUCAAAGAAAAGAAAAUAGAUGGUUUUGGAAAGUUCAUGCUGUUUCUUCAUUGAAUUUUAGACUGCAAGUGGAACUCUGCCCCCUCACCAAUGUCCACCAAAGAAUCCACUCUCAUAGGUGUGUCCAGUCACUUCACUGAAGAAUGAUUGAAGAUAGUGGGAAAAGAGGAAAUACCAUGGCAGAAAGAAGACAGCUGUUUGCAGAGAUGAGGGCCCAAGAUCUGGAUCGAAUCCGGCUCUCCACCUACAGAACAGCAUGCAAGCUUAGGUUUGUUCAGAAGAAAUGCAACUUGCACCUGGUGGACAUUUGGAAUGUCAUAGAAGCAUUGCGGGAGAAUGCCCUGAACAAUCUGGACCCAAACAUAGAACUCAACGUGGCCCGUUUGGAGGCUGUGCUCUCCACCAUUUUUUACCAGCUCAACAAACGGAUGCCAACCACUCACCAAAUCCACGUGGAGCAGUCCAUCAGCCUCCUCCUGAACUUCCUACUUGCAGCCUUCGAUCCGGAAGGCCAUGGUAAAAUUUCAGUAUUUGCUGUCAAAAUGGCUUUAGCCACAUUGUGUGGAGGGAAGAUCAUGGACAAAUUAAGAUAUAUUUUCUCAAUGAUUUCUGACUCCAGUGGAGUGAUGGUUUAUGGACGGUAUGACCAAUUCCUUCGGGAAGUUCUCAAACUACCCACGGCAGUUUUUGAAGGUCCUUCAUUUGGUUACACAGAACAGUCAGCUAGAUCCUGUUUUUCCCAACAGAAAAAAGUCACGUUAAAUGGUUUCUUGGACACGCUCAUGUCAGAUCCUCCCCCGCAGUGCCUGGUCUGGUUGCCUCUCCUGCAUCGACUGGCAAAUGUAGAAAACGUCUUCCAUCCGGUUGAGUGUUCCUACUGCCACAGCGAGAGUAUGAUGGGGUUUCGCUACCGAUGCCAACAGUGUCACAAUUACCAGCUCUGUCAGGACUGCUUCUGGAGGGGACACGCCGGUGGUUCCCAUAGCAACCAGCACCAAAUGAAAGAGUACACGUCAUGGAAAUCACCUGCUAAGAAGCUAACUAAUGCAUUAAGCAAGUCCCUGAGCUGUGCUUCCAGCCGUGAACCUUUGCACCCCAUGUUCCCCGAUCAGCCUGAGAAGCCACUCAACUUGGCUCACAUUGUGCCUCCCAGACCUGUAACCAGCAUGAACGACACCCUGUUCUCCCACUCUGUUCCCUCCUCAGGAAGUCCUUUCAUUACCAGGAGCUCUCCUCCCAAGGACAGUGAAGUAGAGCAGAACAAACUGCUGGCUAGGGCUGCUCCAGCUUUUCUGAAAGGCAAAGGCAUGCUGGAGAGUUCAAACCGGCUUGAUGAAGAACACAGGCUGAUCGCCAGGUAUGCGGCAAGGCUGGCAGCAGAGUCCUCCUCGUCUCAGCCAACUCAGCAGAGAAGUGCUCCUGACAUCUCCUUCACCAUUGAUGCAAAUAAGCAACAGAGGCAGCUGAUCGCAGAACUAGAAAACAAGAACAGAGAAAUCUUACAGGAGAUCCAGAGACUUCGGCUAGAGCAUGAACAAGCUUCUCAACCCACACCAGAGAAGGCACAACAAAACCCCACCCUGCUGGCAGAACUCCGGCUCCUCAGACAGCGCAAGGAUGAGCUGGAACAGAGAAUGUCUGCUCUCCAGGAGAGCCGGAGAGAGCUAAUGGUGCAGUUGGAAGGUCUCAUGAAGCUACUAAAGACGCAGGGGGCAGGCUCUCCCCGCUCCUCCCCCAGCCACACCAUCAGCAGGCCAAUCCCCAUGCCCAUCCGGUCAGCGUCCACCUGCUCCACCCCAAUGCACACGCCGCAGGACUCUCUCACAGGGGUAGGGGGAGAUGUACAAGAGGCGUUUGCGCAAAGUUCAAGAAGAAAUUUAAGGAAUGAUUUGCUAGUGGCUGCAGAUUCCAUCACGAACACCAUGUCUUCUCUUGUGAAAGAGCUGAAUUCUGAAGGGGGGAGUGAAACGGAGAGUAACGUGGAUUCUGAAUUUGCACGGACUCAGUUUGAGGAUCUGGUUCCAUCACCAACCUCUGAAAAGGCUUUUCUAGCACAAAUCCAUGCCCGAAAACCCGGGUACAUCCACAGUGGAGCCACCACGAGCACCCUGCGCAGUGACAUGGUUACAGAAGAUGGGGAUUCCUAUGUGCGGCCUGAGGAUGAAAAUUAUGAAAAUGACUCUGUCCAGCAGCUGGAGAACGAGCUCAAGAUGGAGGAAUACCUGAAGCAGAAGCUGCAGGAUGAAGCCUAUCAGGCAAGCUAUAGUCAGACAGAUGAUGAAAGUAACAUGAGAACUGGUGAUGAUGGCGAGCCCUGGGCCCACACAGAGGAGGAAGACAGCAGCCUGGCAGCAGUGUCACCGAGGAGAGGAACCACCACACGCAGCAGCUCCUGACAGACCCCCACCCCUAAAGAUGUGUUCUGAUGACUAUAGCGCAGCUAACUUUCUGUUCUAAGAUUUGUAGUUCGUAGGUGUGUGUUUUGAGAAGGAAAAGAAAAAAAGACUUCUGUUCAAAGCUAACUUAUCAGCUACAUCUUCUGUGACAUGGCUCAUCCCUGGUUAAAAAAAAAAAAAAAAAAAAAACACAGGCUGAAAACCCUCGCUGCUGUUACACACGAUGGCAGUAUUAACAAGCAUUUUAAACCUUUGCACAUGAUAUCGAACCUGUUCAGUUUACAAUGACAAUAUUAAUACUGUUUAUAGCUAGAAGUUUGAUUUCUGGAUUCUUUGAGAUUUUAGCAAAACAGUAUAUUAUACACUGUACAUUUUUUUUUCCAUCGCAAUUGGAAAAAAACAACCACCUGCAGUUAUUCACUAACCCCAAAGGAUUUGGUUCCUGAGUGCACAAAGUCAGAGCCCGGAAGCCAAGAAGGGUCCUUGGCCUGCACGGUCUGCAGUUGUCUCCAAGUCCCCGUGAGCAGUGACUUGAACCAAACACACCAGGAAUAAUCCAUUCUUUUGGGGCUUCUUUCCAACUUGGGGUUGUUUUCUUUCAAGAUACUCUAAUAAAUCAGCCAUUGAAUUUAGUGUAAAUAUUUUUUUCCAAGUAGAUAUCAUAUUAAAAAAAAAGGCAACAUUCAAAUUAUAUAGAAUCUAGUUUUUAAAAUCAGCACAGAUCUUCUUAAAAACUGUGAACUAUGUUUUGAAAUACUCGUUAACUAAAGCUGUUUAUAAACCACAGGUGCCAUAAGAUCCCCCAACGGACUAAAGUUAUCUAUGCUCUUCCAUGGUCUUGUUCCUCUCGUUUUGGCUUUAGGAAGCAUGUCUUUAACAGCACCGCUCAUUCACAAGUUCCCCCAACAGGUGGUUUGGAGGCCUUCAGCUUUAAAUGUACAGGCUUAAAGUGCGCUUGCAGACGUUCGCUCUCCUUUUAUUUCUGAAUGUUUAUUGCCUUAGCUGGCCACCUGGUGUUCUGCAUGCAGCCUUCUGUGGUCGCGUGAAAGGAGACAGGCUCUUCCAAGUUGAGUUGGGAUUUUGCACUCAGCGAAAAGCUGAAGUGUAAAAGAACUGUCAAAGACAAGAAGAUAAAAGACUCUGCGAUGGUCCUUUAUGAAGGCCCUCUGUAGGGAGCCCUGAAGACUCCCUUGGGGACCCUGGGAGAAAUGAAAAAGUAAUCUUCUGCUUGUUUCAUGAUUUGAUGAAAAGAAAGAGAAAAGCCUGCAGCAUAUUGGGUACCUUAUACUUAAAUUAGCAGCUUCUCUGGAAUUCCCGUUUCUCCUUUAAAAGAAAGAACAUCAUUUUAGAACAGUGGUUCUCAAAGUGUGUUCCCUGGACCAGCAGCGUCAGCAUCACCUAGGAAGAUCUUAGAAAUUCAGAUCCUUAGGGCCCUACCCAGCUGUACUGAAUCUGAAACUCUGGGGGUUGGACCCAGCAGUCUGUGUUUUAAUCAGCUUUCCAGGUGAUUCUGAUGCAUGCUAACAAUUAACUAUUGCUUUAGAAUAAAUUCUCUGAAAAGGCCUUAUUCAGAAUAAGGAAGAAAGGUUCUGAAUCAAUCCCAAAGCUUCAGCGAUUCAAUUUUGCUUCCAGGGCUGGCAAAAACCUUCUCCCACCCUACACACCUAGACUUUAGCUGGUGGGUGCCCAGCUGAGUCCUGACAUCUUCCAGCGCCCUUUGCAGAGGGCUGUGAGAUGUUUCAUAUGCCUGCAUUUGGUCAGAAACCAUCUCCUUAGAUGCCCUUUGGAACAAAAUUGCUCACCUUGGGAUAGUAAAAUACUCGUUUGGCAUUAGUAAGGAGCCCAUCCUAUCCCUUGAUGUACUUAAUCAUACUUCCCUCCAGAGAACCCGCCCGACAAAUGUCCCUGAGCACAGGCUGACACCAAAGUGGCACAACUGCACAGUUCUCGGAUAUCUUUGCACAGAUGGGUUUUAUUGUGGGUUUUGUUGGUGUGUCUUAAUGUUCAUCUCUUUUCCACUGCCCAUCCUAUGUGAAGCCAUACCUCUCUAGACGGAGCAGGUGGCCACUGGUGCCUCAUACUCAGUACUGAAAACCACGACAUCCCAGCUACCUACAUUGCUGUCAGCUCAAAAUCAUAGCCAGGUGGUUCUGGAACUCAGACCCUGCACGUGGCACUCAGCCACUGACUGGACUGAGCUGACAUGUUCUCUCUUUAUGUUUCUACACCAAAACGUUCGUCUAAGGUUUGAACUGUCCUGCUGAUAACCUUCCCCCCUUGUCAUAGCUUUCAUUGCCAACCAACUCCAUCCCAUGGUUGUUGAUGCCAUCGUACAAAGCCAUUGCAAGGACUCUGGAAACUGCCACCAAUGACCAAUUUCUGACUAACCAACCACCUUUUCUUUCUCUUAGCUCCACGUCAGCACUGAGACCAGACUCAAGCACCCCUGUCCUGUAACCGAGACAAAAUGGCGUGUGUUGUUUUGGGUUUUUGUGUUUUUUGGUGGAUUUCUUUCCUUGGCUCUCCAAAUUUACUUUUGGGGCCUGUUCUAAGUGCAAACCCAGCAGGUUUCACCUGUCCUGUCCAUUAGAUACAACUAUAUCUUACGGGGGUUGUUUCUUUCUUGUUCCACAAUGAAUUGCACAUCCAUCUCCUUCAGAGCUGAUGGCCUAUUAAUGAGCACUGGUCUAACACAGCCAACCCUCCCCCACAGCACUGUGUUAAUGGAGGAAGGGAGGAAGGUCAAAUCUACUGCAUGGGAUUCAGGAAUCAGUUGUGGUUGGUCAGGACGGAAGUUGGGGUAAGUUUGGUUGGUCAGAGGGAGAAGUGCUGGAGAUUGUGAAAAAUGGAUUCUUGAAUGAUCUCCUAUAAGGCAGGGAAGGUUCAUUUGUAAGUAGUAACGUGAACUGAAUUGCAUUAAGAGUAUGUGGCCUUUGUUGUGAUAUACUAUGUAUUUUCUUAUAUGCAUGAGCCAAACUGUUGCAUCAUAAUUUAGCACUGAUGUCUGCUUUUAUUUUGAUCAUCUUUGUCCACCCUUAUUAGUUCUUGGCUGUUAACUGUAGAUAGAUCUUGUAAAUUCAGCAACCUUUGGUUGCAGCAUUGACCUUGGUUUGAUUCCAUGCAAGGAGCCACCAACAAAAAUUCCAGUGUCCUCAGAAGAAAGGGCGUUUUUACUUUUGAACCAAAAAGAGAAACAAAAAAUCAGAAGCAUUACACCUUGAAACUAAUUAGCUAUAAGACAUUUUUAAUUAUGACUACUGCAAUUUGACACCAUUUGAAAUAACCAAUUCAGAGACACUAAAGAUUUCAUGAUAUUCAUUGGUAUUGUAACAAAACUACUAUUGUAUGAGUUUUUUUGUAUUGCUGUUAAGUAUUGUUUUGUGUGUGUGUGUGCGUGUGUGUGUGUGUGUGUUGGAACCUCCUGGGGACAUGUUAUAUUUUGAAGUGAUUAAACUAUUUAAUUGUGUGUCUAUAUUUUGGAAUGGAAUUAUUUCUUCAUUAAAAAAAUGUUUUUAAAAACACUA
Lemur catta (Ring-tailed lemur) is the source of this 6184-nucleotide messenger RNA. It is a transcript of the gene DTNA, whose product is annotated as dystrobrevin alpha. The transcript is spliced from 22 exons. The record is from RefSeq and is a predicted model, not a curated record. NCBI's taxonomy places the organism in Eukaryota, Metazoa, Chordata, Mammalia, Primates, Lemuridae. Bases 408 to 2660 code for a protein of 750 amino acids. Gene Ontology annotation, biological process: synaptic signaling. Gene Ontology annotation, molecular function: zinc ion binding. Gene Ontology annotation, cellular component: plasma membrane; synapse.